Messenger RNA from Drosophila hydei, 1722 nucleotides. RefSeq names its product pickpocket protein 19. Gene Ontology annotation, cellular component: membrane. Gene Ontology annotation, molecular function: ligand-gated sodium channel activity. Gene Ontology annotation, biological process: sodium ion transmembrane transport. NCBI's taxonomy places the organism in Eukaryota, Metazoa, Arthropoda, Insecta, Diptera, Drosophilidae. Bases 1 to 1722 code for a protein of 573 amino acids. The transcript has 5 exons. The record is from RefSeq and is a predicted model, not a curated record.
AUGCGCAUCAACCAAGUGAGAAAAGUGAAACGGAAGCGACAGCUGAUUGCUGCAUGGCAGCACCAACAACAGCAGCAGUCGAGCUGUGAGUCGGCUUGGAUGUGCUUGAUCAAACGCUAUACUGUUUACUCGCAUAUACAUGGAUUCUAUCAGCUGUUUUGGCCCACGAUGCGACGACGCAUGCGUUUGCUGUGGACCCUGGCCCUACUUUGUGCCCUAAUAGUGCUCAUCUAUGUUACGUAUCUGCUGGCGGAGCGACAUCAGCGCAAGCGGUUUCAUACAGUCGUGGACGACUCGCGUUGGCCCAUCGUGAACAUUGCGUUCCCAGUGAUUCUGGUGUGCAACAAAAAUCGCUUGAACUGGUCCCGUUUGACGGAGAUAAGAGAACGCCAUAACAUCAGCGACGCAGAUUUGGCUUUAGUUGAGCGAGUGCUAACAGCAUUUGAUGCAGUUACUACAUCGCGUCUUGACGUCUUUGCAAGCCUGCAAGGAGAGCGUUUGGAAACGCUCAAUCAUCUAAAUUUUACGCAGCUCGUUAGUGAGAUGGCUUGGCGUUGCGAUGAAAUGCUUGGAGAGUGCAGUUGGCUUACGAAGUCUCGGAAUUGCUGUGAGCUUUUUCGACCGCGACGUCUGCCCCAAGGUCCCUGCCUCGCUUUCAACGAGCUAGAGCAACGUGCUAGUGCAGAGACGGGCCUAGGGACGGGUAUAAGUUUUCGUUUGUUGCUGAAUGAGGCUAAGCAUGCGCCUGGCAAUCGGGAGUUGAAGGGGUUUGUGCUUGAUGUUGUGGAGCCAGGUGUUUGGACCGGGUUUCCAAUGAGUGUGCCUCCUUAUGCGGACAUUAACAUCGGCCUCAGUGCUGUCUAUCAUUUCUACGAUAGAGGCACGUUCGCACUGCACAGCAACCAACGGGAGUGCCUAUCGGAUUACGAGCAGGACAGCCAUCAGUUUCUGACACUGUUGGGCUUUAAAUACAUGCUGGAGAACUGCCAGGCCGAGUGCCAACAGCUCUAUAUGCUGCGCUAUUGCAACUGCACGUUAGAUCUAUUCUAUCCGCCCUCGAAUCAUGUUCCAUGCAAGCUCAAGGAUCUGCCGUGCCUAGCGGCGCACAGUCAUCUGUUGCAGAAUUUUGAACAACUCGGUGAACAAUCCUUUGUGGCCCAAAAAGAAUCGGGACUUAUCUGUGACUGUCUAUACAAUUGCAAGUCCCUUACAUUGCUAACCGAUGUGCGUCAAAGUGGUUUUCUGCCAUGGAAAAGGACCAAAGGCAACAACAAUGAAUAUUCACAAAGCAGUAACCGUUCAAUUUUUGUCAAUAUCUUCUAUGAUAGCAGCGUGAUUCUGGUAUAUAGGACUAGCCUAAUAUAUAGCUGGAUCGAUUUGAUUGUUUCAUUUGGUGCAAUUUUUCAACUUUGCCUCGGCUGUUCCAUCAUUAGUCUCCUUGAGCUUUGUUAUUUUGGGCUGUUCGAUGUGCCUCGUUUUUGCUGGUCGCGCUACGAGUCGCUGGAUUUUCCGGAAAUUGCUGUUCUUGGCGGUUAUGAUCCGUACGGUUAUGAUAACUUCGAGGGACGUGUCCUUUACCAAAAUUCGGUUCUGCCAUCGCGUGUUAGGGCAGAAAAUGGAUACGCUAGUUUCAACACAGUAUCUGAAGCUAUUCAGGCCGCCUCAUACGAACUGUUGCUGUCCAAUGAGACGGUCAGCUAUGCCUGGGAACGAACGAUUUAA